Molecule: messenger RNA, 1266 nt
Organism: Ixodes scapularis (black-legged tick)
Lineage: Eukaryota; Metazoa; Arthropoda; Arachnida; Ixodida; Ixodidae
Exons: 8
Coding region: 1-1266 (421 amino acids)
Molecular function (GO): nucleic acid binding
Source: RefSeq, a predicted model, not a curated record
AUGGAUAACGCUUCCUACCACUCAAGACGCGUGGAGUGUGUCCCCACGAAAUCUUCAACCAAGAGUGUCAUCCAAGAAUGGCUAAGCUCAAAGGGAAUUGACUGGGACAAAGACAUGCUCAAGGUGGAACUAAUUUCUUUAGUCUCCCAAGUGCGACACAAGUUCCUCAGCUACCGAGUGGACACACGUGCUGAAACUGUUGGGUGCACGGUUCUUAGGCUGCCCCCUUAUCAUUGUGAGCUGAAUCCCAUUGAGCUUAUCUGGGGGCAAGUGAAGAAUGAGGUUGCACGAAGCAACUCGUCUUUCAAACUAAAAGAUGUGAAGGUGCUUCUAGAGCAGGCAAUCAAGAAUGUAACGAAAGACAACUGGACCGCUGCUAUACAGCAUGUUAAGAAGAUGGAAAAGCAGUUCUGGGAGAAUGACAGCCUGUCGGACAGAGAGGUUGCACCAAUCAUCAUCGAAAUCAAUGCCGGAGAUGUCAGCGACGACUCCUAUGAAGAUGAAAGCUGCGAUGAAGUUGUCUCUGGAUCAGGCCAGCCACACAUUCCAGAAACCUCCAACGUAGCCAACACAGAGGAAAGUCCGUCUACUAGUUGCUGGAAACUUCUCCUUGACCGCCUUUUCCUACCCGAUCUGGUGACGAUUAUGAUGUGUUGGGCUAUCACGGGUUUCAGCGAAACAACCUUGGAGCCCAGUCUUCGAACGUUUGGGUUGAGCCGUACUGAAAUUGGAAAGCUGUACGCGGUGCAAUAUGCGUCUUCUAUGAUUAGAAGCGUCGUGGCUGGAAUCUCUUGCUAUUUUAAGGUGGAGACAUUUUUUUGUUUCGUCGGACAAAUUUUUGCAGCGCUUGCGUACCUUUUGGUGGGGCCUGCGCCAUUCAUCCCCUAUGAACGGGCACUUUGGAUGGUCUACCUGGCACAAGCCUUCAUUGGACUGGCGAUGUCACUGAUAAUGACUUGCGCGUAUUGCCACACACGCAAAGUAGUCACGUUGCGAGGCUGCCCGGAUACCAUUCAAACCAAGGGAUUUGUGAGCAGCAGCCUCAUGGUAGCCAUGAUGAUAGGCGGCUUGGUUUUGCCACCUCUUGCCGGUUACAUCGUCGAGCAAGUGGGGUACAGAACCGGAACAAUGGCCCUUUUCGGUCUUUUUGUCGGCUGGAUACCUGUGACCUUUGCACUGUGGGCGCAUUCUUUGUAUUGGCCAGGCAAGCAUAAAGCGUCCUCUAUCAACUCGCAUUCCAGAGUUCCUGCCGAAGCCGAUGCCUAA